This is a messenger RNA of Lotus japonicus, 887 nucleotides long. Its product is annotated as EG45-like domain containing protein. The transcript is spliced from 4 exons. NCBI's taxonomy places the organism in Eukaryota, Viridiplantae, Streptophyta, Magnoliopsida, Fabales, Fabaceae. The record is from RefSeq and is a predicted model, not a curated record. The coding region runs from base 29 to 586 and encodes 185 amino acids.
AUACCUUCUACGGCAUGAUUAGUCCAAGAUGCUGAACAACAAAGUUUGCUUUUUAGGCUCUGAGUUACUCCUCUUCCCCUAUUAUUUAAACCCCUCAUUGUCUCUCAAGUUUCACUCCCUACAAUUUCAUAGAGCUAGCUGCAAUCUGAAUCCAUCAGCAAUGUCCAAGCUUCAUCUUUCUUCAUUCCUCUCAUGUCUCAUCCUCCUUCCAACACUGUUCUUCCCUUACUCUCUUUGUGAUGUUGGUACUGCAGCCCGAUACAAAGCUCCUUAUUUACCGACGGCGUGUUUCGGUAAAGAUGCAUCGGAGUUCCCGUCCAACAACAUGUUUGGUUCGGCAGGGGAAGGUAUAUGGGACAAUGGCGCGGCCUGCGGGAGGCAGUAUCAGGUGAGGUGCAUCAGUGCUGCUGCUCCGAGGACGUGCGUUCCUGGGCAGAGCAUUCAGAUUAAGAUUGUUGAUCGGGCACAAUCCUCUGUUUCUAGGCCUUCUGCCAAGGACACUUCCAUGGUACUCUCCACCACCGCGUUCCAGGCCAUCGCGAAUGCUUCAGCAUCGUUGAUUAACAUUGAAUUCCAGCAGGUUUGAAAAUGUGAAUUAGCUCUAAGAUAGCAUUGUGCAAAUUAAAGGGAGGGAGGAGCCUGGCGUGUAUGUGAAGAUUAAGUUCUGUGAUGAUUAAUUGUUGCAUAUGCAUACAAUAUGUGGAUGAAUUUGCUUCAGUUUUGGUUAAAAUGAGUGUUUUUUGUUCUUUAAAUGGAUGGACAACUCUCUUCUUCUCGGGGCUUAAUUACCUGCAUUCUUUCUCAAUUGUAUUUGAUUAAUUAUAUAUGUGGAGAUUGUUGUAACUAUUUAUGUAGAAGGAAAUAGAAAGGUGUUUUUGUUUUGUGUC